Molecule: messenger RNA, 567 nt
Organism: Galendromus occidentalis (western predatory mite)
Lineage: Eukaryota; Metazoa; Arthropoda; Arachnida; Mesostigmata; Phytoseiidae
Exons: 2
Coding region: 88-417 (109 amino acids)
Source: RefSeq, a predicted model, not a curated record
GAACAGAAAUCAGUGGCAGGAAGCCAGAACAGAAGUCCGGCCUAGAUAAGCCCCUUGAGUACAAGUGUAGCCCUCGUAGAGUUCACUAUGCGUACGUCUUCAUCGAUAACCGUGCUCGUACUCGUGCUUAUGGUGGUGACGAUGGUGCCCGAAUUGGAAGCGCGGAAAAGCCACAAGAUCCUCGGAGCCUUAGGACUAAUCGGAGGCGUUGCUGGCGCCGGUGCUAUCGGAGGUUUGCUCCUCGCCAGCCACCAUAAACCUCGUUAUCAUCACGCGCCGAUUAAACACGUGAAGCACGUUCAUUUGCAUCCUGUUCAUCACGUAUCAGUCAUCGAGGACCAUGGUCAUGGAUGGGACGCGGGCCACGGUUGGGACGCGGGCCACGGUUGGGAUCUUGGAGGCCAUGGUUGGUGGUGAUGACAAUCUCCGUUGUCCUCCAAAAUCGUCGAGUCAUUCUGUACAUAACUGUCCGUCCGCCAUACUGCUUCGCGACAAAAUGACGCAGGAGCAUGGAAUUUUCACAACAUGUAAUUGUAAUAAAUGAGAAGAGAACUUUCCACCUAAUAU